ACUGUACAACCAUGUAAACGAUUCAAGCCUGAAUCGCCAGGAGAAGCUCGAAAAAAUAGCAUAACAACGGAUUAUUUGGAACCUCCCACUGAUGGCUCUUGCUACGUUGAUCGUUUGCCCGACGAAAUAGUUCUUAAGGUUUUCUCGAAUUUAUAUGAGGCAGACCUGGCUCGUUGCGCCGGAGUGUCCGGUAGAUUUUAUCGGAUAUCUAAUGAUGUUAAUUUAUGGAAAACAUUGUAUCAAGGCGCAUUCGAAUAUACAGUACCCAUGUACCAUCCAACUCACGGGAAGUUCGAGUUACGAGAACCACAUAAGUGGCGAGGUACCUUGAACCCGUGGAAGGAAAGUUUUCGACAGCUGUGUGCUCGUUGCAGAUUUCUUGAUGCUGAACCAGAACGUGAGAAGUUGAUUCUUCUGCAUACUGGGCAUUACUUCCCGGAUACCCUACUUCUAGGCUCUCAAUGUCCGAUCAAUAAAGCAGUUGUGGUUGAACAGCGAGACGAUACGACGAUAACUCUCGUAGAGGGAUCGACUGGCGCGUAUAUCGGAUACUUAACCCUACGAUUCAAUCCAGACAAAGCACCUCCUGCAGUCCCUCAUCAACAGCACUAUGCGCUACAGGUUCUCAAUUCACAUCAUGCUCAUACUACGCUUACAAAGACGUCCCCGCUGAUUGAUCGCUGUCACAUUAAUUCCACGUCUUCUGUAGGAGCAGCUGUAUGUGUGAAACGAACAGCAGCCAACCCAAAAGUGAGGCAUUGCACAAUCACCGAUUGUGAAAACGUCGGUAUCUAUAUAACGGAUGGAGCUCAAGGACAAUUCGAAGACUGUGAAAUUGCCAGGAAUUCGUUAGCCGGGGUCUGGGUGAAGAAUCAAGCGAAUCCAUUCUUCAGAAGGUGUCACAUUCAUCAUGGAAAAGAUGUCGGAGUAUUCACAUUCGAAUAUGGCAUGGGUUACUUCGAAAAAUGUAACAUUCAUUCGAAUCGUAUCUCCGGCAUUGAGGUCAAGAAUAACGCUAAUCCAACCGUUGUACAUUGCGAGGUUCAUCAUGGUCUAACCGGUGGAAUCUACAUUCAUGAGAAAGGACGUGGAAGGUUCAUGGAAAAUCGUAUAUACUCAAAUGCUUUCGCUGGCAUCUGGAUCACGGGCAGUUCGGAUCCUACUAUUCGAAAAAACGAAAUUUAUGCUGGACAACAAGGAGGCGUGUAUAUCUUCGGUGACGGCCGGGGUCUUAUUGAACAUAACAACAUUUAUGGGAAUGCACUGGCCGGUAUUCAAAUACGAACAUGCAGUGAUCCGAUUGUGCGAUUAAAUAAAAUACAUGAUGGAUUGCAUGGUGGAAUUUAUGUGCACGAGAAGGGAAAGGGUCUCAUUGAAGAGAAUGAGGUUUAUGGUAACACCCUUGCUGGUAUCUGGGUUACGACAGGUUCUUCCCCUAUUUUGAGAAAGAACAGAAUCCAUUCUGGAAAACAGGUAUGGCAACGAUUAUUCUACUUUACAGAAUGUCGGCGUUUACUUCUACGACAAUGGGCACGUAAUUCGGCUGGUUUUUUAGUGACAGUUUUAAAAAUUGGUGUUUUCAGAACCGGUUCAAAUCCAAAAAUUACGAGAAACCGUAUUUGGGGUGGUCAAAAUGGCGGUGUAUUGGUUUACAACGGCGGUUUAGGGAUGUUGGAAGAUAACGAAAUUUUCGAUAAUGCUAUGGCUGGCGUUUGGAUUAAGACAGACAGUCAUCCCACACUUCGAAGAAACAAAAUUUACGAUGGACGCGAUGGCGGAGUUUGCAUUUUCAACAAUGGAAGAGGCCUGCUUGAAGACAACGAUAUUUAUCGCAAUGCGCAAGCAGGAGUGCUGAUAUCGACCGAGUCAAAUCCUACACUUCGUCGAAAUCGAAUUUUCGAGGGAAAAGCUGCUGGAGUAGAAAUUACAAAUGGCGCAUCAGCAACCUUGGAAGCGAAUCAGCUUUUCCACAACAAAUUUGGAGGGCUGUGCCUUGCUACUGAUGUAAAACCCGUGUUACGCGACAACAAAAUCUACGACAAUCAUAACGCGGUAGAGCGAGCUGUAGGCCGAGGCCAGUGUCUAUUCAAGAUUAGCAGCUGCACGUCGUUCCCGAUGCACGACUUCUACCGAUGUGUCAGCUGCAAUACCACUGAUCGCAAUGCGAUCUGUAUCAACUGUAUCAAAAAUUGUCAUCGUGGGCAUACCGUUGAAUUCGUUCGUCAUGAUCGAUUCUUCUGUGAUUGUGGAGCUGGCACAUUGGAGCACCAGUGUCGUCUGCAAACAGAAGUGCGGGACAACGACACCGUUUACGAUUCAGCAACGCCCACUGGCUCGGACACGCCCAAUAUGUUGUGA
Molecule: messenger RNA, 2358 nt
Organism: Haemonchus placei
Lineage: Eukaryota; Metazoa; Nematoda; Chromadorea; Rhabditida; Trichostrongylidae
Source: the annotation of a GenBank genome assembly